GACGUAGAUUCCGGUCUGGCCCUGUUUACGGUUCAUCAAAAUGGCUGCCUCUGCUGUAGUGGCGACUCCCUCAGGGAAAGAUGCUGUCGCUGAAGGUUUGCUAGACCUCUUGAAACCAGCUAUUCAGAAUCUUGACCUGCAUGUACACUCGGUCAGAGAAAGCCAAGUAGAAUUGAGAGAGCAUAUAGAUAAUCUGGCCACAGAGUUAUGCCGGAUAAAUGAACAUCAGAAGGUGGCUCUGGACCUGGACCCUUAUGUGAAGAAGCUACUGAAUGCGAGACGUAGAGUAGUGCUGGUGAACAACAUACUGCAGAAUGCUCAGGAACGUCUGAGGCGACUCAACCACAAUGUUGCCAAGGAGACGGCCCGUAGGAAGACCAUGCUGGAGGCUUCAGGAGCGUUCCCCUCCCGCUCCCCCAGCAAACCCUGAGCCUCGCCUUAUGGAUCUGCGGGUGGUCCUGAUCACUACUGAACUAACACAAGGAGGACACUUAGACAUUUAGGUAGCAUUCUGUCUAAUGACCUGCUCAUGAUUUUGGCAUUAUAAAGAUCCUGUCUGCUCUCUGUUCAGACUGACAGACCACAGCAUCAGCUUUACAGUAUCACCAGAUUCUACAGAUAAGGUAAAUGCUUAAACCCAUGAGGAAAAUGUAAAAAAAACCAUGAUUGAAUUGUUCUUUAAAAUGUCUUCAUGCCAACUUCUCCAGUCUGAUUCUGGGCGACAGUGCUUCACAAAUCAGAUUUUUUCUUUUCUUUUUUACUUCUUAGUUGCAGUUUAGAAGGGGUUCAGGUAAAUGUAACUAGCAAGGGUUUACAACAGCCUGAUGGAUGUCCCACUUCAUGUAUCACGCUCAUGGAAGAUUUUAGCAAGCUUUAAGACCUUUAUGAUUGCACUAUGAGUUGACGGGAUAGGGUAAUGGGUUUGUUGUCUUUAACUGCUGUGCUCUUACUGAUGUUAUUGUGAUAUGCAAUGUGUGCUGCAAUGUUUCUGUUUUUGUUCACAUUCCACGUAAGAUUCAAUACAAAGAUGCAGUAUGUCCACAGGUGAUGCAUGAUUACUAGGUUUAUUACCCUUUACAGCAAUUUGGUAACCCAAUGCAGCAUUGAUGAUGAAUUUAGUCCCAUUUGUGAAGCAUUGAGAAACUACUUUCCAAUGUAUAAACCUGGCUGGACUUGUGAUCAUGUUAUUAAAUAAUAUUGUUCUGAAUAUUUCAA
This is a messenger RNA of Eleginops maclovinus (Patagonian blennie), 1215 nucleotides long. It is a transcript of the gene snapin, whose product is annotated as SNAP associated protein. Gene Ontology annotation, cellular component: synaptic vesicle; BORC complex; BLOC-1 complex. Lineage: Eukaryota; Metazoa; Chordata; Actinopteri; Perciformes; Eleginopidae. Gene Ontology annotation, molecular function: SNARE binding. The coding region runs from base 41 to 430 and encodes 129 amino acids. The transcript has 4 exons. Gene Ontology annotation, biological process: endosome to lysosome transport; synaptic vesicle exocytosis; regulation of synaptic vesicle exocytosis. The record is from RefSeq and is a predicted model, not a curated record.